This is a messenger RNA of Zasmidium cellare ATCC 36951, 747 nucleotides long. RefSeq lists its product as uncharacterized. Lineage: Eukaryota; Fungi; Ascomycota; Dothideomycetes; Mycosphaerellales; Mycosphaerellaceae. The record is from RefSeq and is a predicted model, not a curated record. Bases 1 to 747 code for a protein of 248 amino acids. Gene Ontology annotation, cellular component: mitochondrial inner membrane. Gene Ontology annotation, biological process: mitochondrial respiratory chain complex I assembly. The transcript has a single exon.
AUGUCUGUGUCGCUCAACCCCCGAAUCCUGAGGCACGCUGCCUCAUACUGCCAUCCUCGACUUGUUACAUCGAGAUCGACCUCAAGAGCACUACGAACACGGCGGCAGACAUGUACCGCACCACCAGAAAGACAGACCAGAACCUUCGCAGCAUGCGCCCCUCGACCUCACCCGCCCGCCGCACCGAAGAGCAAAGACCGCGGGCCCAAGAGCGAAGAGGACACACAGACGGAUUUCGGAGCCAUGAACGUGCUGGGUAACACGCCCGUGCCUACGACCGCAGUCGACGCAUGCUUGGAUGAUGGAUUCGCGUUGGAUUCAGGCCUGAAGGUCAGCGGGGCAGGAGUCCUCUUACUCGGCGGCGAGGCCUUCAAAUGGCGACCUUGGAUCAAGGAAGGACGCAGAGAAGGCACAAUCGGCGCGGGCGCUGUUGGUGACGAUGUCAAAGGCGUUGCGAGUAUGGCAGGCAAGGUGCUCAAUGCAAAAGGACAACUCGAAGUGGACAAGCAAGCAUGGGGAGUGCUGAGCCUGGUCUGGCCGAAGCCGGAUCUGUUGGUUUUGGGCACUGGACUCAAGAUGGUUCCUGUGAGCCCGAAGACGAGGAGGGAUAUCAAUGACUUGGGAGUCAGGAUCGAGGUGUUGGAUACUAGAAAUGCUGCGGCGCAGUUCAAUCUGCUGGCGACGGAGCGUGGUACCCAGCAGGUCGCGGCUGCUCUGGUCCCGAUUGGGUGGCGAGAGGGGAAGUGA